CGGACGGCUGAAUGGAGUAGAACAAUCCAGUAGGCAGAGAGUGGACGACCCAAACACGCACGGUUAGCAGACAACUAUCAAACAACGGCGGCCUGACAGUGAUUUAAAUGAACAAAUUAUCUUCAGUGUUAAACAAUGUGACCAAGUGAGAGGAACACCCGGGUGAGGACCGUCAGAAACACAUGACAGCCAACUUUGGUUGUUGUGCGAGGCGCACCAUGGCAUCCCAGCCAAGUGAAGAAAGGAACCUUCUUCGCCUCCGAGCAUGGGAACAGAGGAACCAAGAAACCAGCCAAGCCAAAGAACUCAACCCUGAGAAUGUGCCACUCUUUGGGGAACCAUACAAGACAAACAAGGGGGAUGAGCUUUCCAAUCGAAUCCAGAGGAUGCUGGGCAGUUAUGAAGAUGUGAAUAAUCCCUAUCCCCCGACCAUCGAGCCUUUACCCAUUCCUACUUAUGUAACCUUCUCACAGUCAGAUCAGGGUCAGCCAAACACAGAUAAAUCAACCAAAGCUCCAUUCCACAACCAGGUCCAUUACAUGUCGGCCCAAAACCAGAAAUUCCCCUCUAGUAACAGUUAUUCCUCUCAGCCCAUGAGGACGUCUGCUGCCUCUUCUCCUAACCAACAAGGACAUUCAUCCACUUUCUCAAAGGCUUCCUUGAACCACAGUCAGGCCAGUCAUCCCCGAAACUCAGCACAUCAAAAAAAGAAGAGUGAGGCCUUCUCAGAUCUCAGGGAACGUGUCAGCCUUCCCCAGGAAAUGUCUGCUCAGUCUCCUGAUGCUAAGCCGCUACCCUUCCUACAUUCCAGUAACCAUGAUAACACAGACACGGACACUAAAGACACCUUUGAUAGACAUAAGCUUCAAGAAUCCUCAGAUCCCCCCUCUGAGUCUGCCAGCACCAUGGAUGUUUCCACCUCGAACAUUAAGCAGUCCCCUAAAGAUGCAUCUUUGCCUCAAGCCACCAAGACUAAUGCACUACCCUCCCAGACCUUCCCUCCACUCCUGUCGUCUAAGCAGCCUAGCGUAGUCAUGACCCAGAAGCCCACAGCCUAUGUGCGACCCAUGGAUGGUCAGGACCAGGUGGUCAGCGAGUCACCUGAGUUAAAGCCUUCACCAGAGCCAUAUGUACCGCUACCGGAGUUAAUAAGCAAGUCUAACCCGGGCAAAAUGAAGAUACUGCCACAAUUUUUGGAGACAAGGACAAAUGAAGCUCAGUGUGUCGAGGACAUCCUGAGGGAGAUGACCCACUCGUGGCCCCCUCUACUGACAGCUAUACACACACCUACCACAGAUGAACCCUCCAAGUCCCCGUUCGCAGCCAAGGAGGCAGCACAUGUCUCUUCAUGUCCGGAACAAAAAAGCUGUGAAUCCUCUCCUCCUCCUACAGAUCCACCCCAGCUCAACCAGCAGAGCUCCUCAUCUUCAUUUGAAGUAGCACAUUCCAGUGGGGUAGAGUCUGCCAGCUCCAGCGACUCAGAGAGUAGCUCAAGGUCAGAGUCAGACAGUGAAAGCACCACAGAGGAGCCACCUGAACCCCCAGUGAGCAGCUCAAUUAAAACGGAGCCUGAUGCUCCAGCAGUGAGCCAUGGUGAUUGGCAGUUGGGGAACUGGAUCAGGUCCAACCAACAGAACUCGAGCACUGAAAGUCAAGGCGGUAUUCAUGUCUCCGGGAGCACCACUCACAAACAGCUACUGCCCAUUCAAAGCUCCAGGCACUCCAGUGUAGAGGUGGCCGACCCCAGCAGGGAGUCCAAGCCUCAGCCCCCUUCUCACCAAAAAGAGCUCAGUGACAACUUUGCCAAACCCCAGCAGUUCAGAGAAAGCCAUCAGGACAACGGUUACCAGCAGAGGAGCCAAAUUUCCACCGUUGAUUUCAGGAAGCUGUCAUGCAACACGCACUCCUCAAAACCAGCAAAGGAAAGCUGCCCAGAUCACAGAGAAGCAGCUGUCACUAAGUGUGAGGAAGUUGUAGCCACAAGAGACAAAGACCCAUGUUUCACAGAUAGGCCCAAGGUAAAGACGAAAACAAGAUAUUGCAAGAAAAGCAAGGACAGCAGUGACUCUAAGCAAGAUAGUAAAAGGACUUCUAAACACACGUCUCUUGACAAGCGGAAGACCGGAUCAGAACCUGGAGUUACACUGGUCCUGUAUGGUCAUUGUCCAUCUUGCGGUGUGAGAUAUCCAAACCCCUGCUCCUGCCCCACCCAGAGUCCUGCUCAGCCUGACCAGUUGUCUCCUGCCCCACCGGUAAGAAUCAGUUGUAGCAAACCCAAGGCAGGGAAAACCUGCCAGAAGGGCACCAAGAAGCCUCACAAAACAACCCACAAGCCCUUGGAGAAGACUGGGCCUACAGCCAAGGGUUCUCGGGACCACCACAGGCCUCCUAGAUCCCUGCUGGUGAAGAUCAAUCUAAGUUUGCUCUCAAGAGUUCCCCAGAAGUCCGGCAACCACCAGGAGAUACCCAGCAAUGCAAAGAGAUCAGCACUGUUUAUAGAGCAAGAUGGAGAGACCACUGAUGCUUCUACAAUACACAAACGCAGCAAAACCAGCAAAAAGAGCAUACCUCCAAAUGUUGAGGUAGACAAUAAAACUCUCCCGAGGAAGAAACAGAGGCUGGAAAGCGAGAAUACCUCAUCAGUUCAUGUUUCUAUCAAACUUGAAAGUUCCAGUAAUCCAGCAGAGGACCGGGAGAGAAAGAAGGCCAAGAAAAAGCCAAUAUCUCUGCAGCACCCUGCAACACCCAAAGACACUGCUAUAGACUCAAAGUUACGCAAACGCUGUUCUGGAGAGACCAAAGAGUCCAGUAAGGAGGCUGUAAAGAGCAAGGACUCCUGCAAGCACAAGAAGAAGAAUGUAAAACACACAGAGCACCCAGACUCUGGAAAGCAGAAGCCUCCAAAGAGCAGCCUCGCAGUCCCAUCAUCUUCACAGUCCAACAAGGAAGUUUUGAUCAACAGGCCCUUGCUCAGGUUUGAAGACAGGCAGUAUCCAGUGAAGCAUUACAUAAAGGAGGCCAAAAGACUGAAGCACAAAGCAGAUGCAGAGUCAGAUAAGCUCAGUAAAGCAUUCAACUACCUGGAUGCGGCCAUGUACUUUGUUGAGAGUGGCAUUGCCAUGGAGAAAGAUCCACAGAUUUCAAUGUCUUCCUACACGAUGUUUGCAGAGACAGUGGAACUCCUCAAGUUUGUGCUGAAACUUAAAAACUCAGUGGACCCCUCUGCUCCACCCUCAGAAAAGGACUUUUUAGCUUUAUGUUUGAAGUGCCAGUCUCUCCUGCAGAUGGCCAUGUUUCGCCACAAACACAAAACUGCACUCAAGUAUUCAAAGACACUCACUGAUCACUUCACUAACUCUGUUCAGGCAACACAUGAUCCUUCUUUCUGCACAUCAAAAGUCGCAGACACCCCGUCCCCCAUGCCCGACAUGCCAUCUCCAGCCAACACCUCCACCAGCUCAGGUCCCGGCUCCAACCACAGUGGUGGCGGGUUGAUUGGGGGCCCUGUCGGCAAGACUGUGGCAGUUCCCCAGGACAUCGAACAAGUGGCAUUCACCUAUCUCAACAUCACUACGUUAUUCUUGAGCGCUCACGACAUCUGGGAGCAGGCGGAGGAGCUGGCACACAAAGGCAGCGGUAUGCUGACAGAGCUGGACACAGUUUUGGGCCCAUUGAGCCUAACUUCAACUAUGAGCUCUAUGGUCCAUUAUACAAGACAGGGUGUCUACUGGCUGAGGCUGGACAGCCAAAAGGUAAAGUGACCGACAACCUGCUGUCACUGCUGGAUAGCCGCAACCCCUUUGUGCUGCUUCUCCAAACUUUACUUCACUUCAGCGUGUUUAACCGUGAUACCGACCUGAACUGCCCCUCAGGCUUGUUUUUUUUUCUUUUUUCUUCUUUAUGUAACAUGGACAUCUCUUCAAAAAGUCAGACACGGAUGUCAUCUCAUGUUUGUUUUUAAGGCUAGAUUUGGAAUUUCCCAGAAAGGAUACCACACUAAUCACUGCACUUGUUAUUUAUUCUUUUCUCUCGUGUUCACUUUUCUCUCUCUCUCUGGCACUCUAACAAAAAAAAAACAUGGGCUUCAUCUGCUGUAAUUUACACGUUUCAUGUCUUCGAAGAUUUAAGGUGCCUCCUUGUUCCUGUAUCAGCUGAUGUCAUGGAAUUAUUUGCAAAUCAGGGCUUUAUUCAAGAGUGACCUUAACUAAAUUUGGAUGGAAGUACAUCAAAUAUAACCAAAAGUGCCAUUUGGUGGUGGUGGGGGGUGCAAGCAAUGACACAGAUCACUUAUUUAUUAUUCUUAUUAUCACACCUUGAUUAACAUACAUUUGACUUCUGAUUGGGCAGUUAUCACAGGACCUGUAUGAAAUGACCUGAAAAACUAAAGGCACUUAAAUCAUUGUUCAGAAGUAUCAUAAUAUCAUAAAUAGAAUAAUGACGUCACAACUUUGGUAACAAAUUUUAUUUCAUUUCUCUUAUAAAAAGAGAUUUAAGUUUCCCUGUUUCAGUCUGAAAGAUUGGUUUCUAUCACUAAGUGACACAUUUUAUGAAUUCUAUAUUUUGGAUGGAUUCUACAUAUUUUUUUAAAAGCCACCAUUUCUUUCUCCCACAACAGGAUAACCCAUGAGCUUAUUCCUUGAUGGCAUCUAUGCUUUCAGGUUUUCAAAUUAGUGUUGUCAGGUUGAAACACAUUUCUCGUGCAUUAAUAAGGAUAAACAGAAAUGUGCCAUACUGUUAAUGAGACAAAAUACAUAUUGGAUGUAGGAUGAAUAAUGUAUCGAUUAUUGAGACUAAGAUACAUCUGGACACAUUCAAAUCAAAUCCCACAUAUGAAAAAUUAGAUGAUAAAGCAAAGCAGGGAAGGCUCUUUUAAUUAAGGGCAUUUAAUUAACUAUUGUCUUUUAGGUCUUAACUUUCUGCUCCUGUAUGAAGUUUAGUUUGCUUCUUGACUCUCGUUUGUGUCGGAGUGACUGACGGUAGAACAUUUCUGAGACGUGACAGACCGGUGACUCAUGUUUCUUAUUUGAAAUGGUUUUGAUAGUAUGGUUGAUGGCUGAAGCUCCGGGUCGCGGCCUUUUUCUGGCCGUAGUAGUGUUGCUGGUAACGUCUAAGAGUGUGACCAGUUUUUUUUUCUGUCCAAAGCUGCCUUGAUUAUUUUUCUCAUCAUCCUGCUACAGAAUUUGCACUUGUGCCCUCCUUCCAAUGAAAAUUAUACGAGCAUCAAAGAAAAGUAACCAUCUUAAAGGAUAGGUUCACUUUUUUUUUUUCUUUUCCAAGUUUGUCUUAAAACGAUUCUCACAUCAUUCCUCCUGUCCAUACCGGCUGUGAAGAGAUCCCUUUGUAAAGCAUUGUAAGUGAUGAUUGACAAAGUCCACAGUCAUCCCUCUGUGUAAAAAGUGCAUCCCAAAGAUCAACCAAAGCUAUUAGGAGACUUUAGCAUUCUGAGUUCAACAAACCAAGGAGGGUAUUUUCUAAAGUUAGAGCAAUAUUGGUAAUAAAAUCCCGCUUUGUGUUUCUAAGUCUUGCUGAGACACGACAGGGGGACAGACCACUAAAGGGAAGUUUUGUGCUAAAAGGACUGCAAAUUUUGAAAAUACGCACUUGAUUUGCCUAACUUAUACUGCUGAACCUCUACGUUAGUGUCAGCUGAACUUGAACAUUUUUUGUUUUUGUUUUUGUAUUUUACAUAGAAAGAAGACUGGAUAUUUCACAGUAAAACUGCUUUAGGAAGGGUUCUCCUUGCAGUUGGUAUGAGCAGAAGGAAUGAUUACAGCGACCAAUAACCCUUUCAAUGUACAUACAGGCAUUUCGGUAUUCUUUUAAGAUAGAAUUUGAAAAAAACCGAACCUGUCCUUAACCACAGAUGUGUCUUGCAAGAACAAAAAAGAGGGAAUAAUUUUACAUCCCUGACUUUCCGUACGUAUAGUGAUGGAUUUAUUGGUUUGCAUUGGCCGCCUGUGUCAGUUGGAGUUACCUUGUGACUAUAGUGGGACUAACACAAUCAUUUAACUGAUAAGAAACUACAGUAGCGUUCCCUUUUAAUUGUUUUUGCACCAGUAAGCUGCUUUCCUACAUGUUUCCCACACUUUAGAGAUGCAAAUGUUUCCUACAUCAGUGAGGGUAGAAUAAAUGGCCAACUAUAGCUUACUUUAAAAGAAAAAAAAAAAAAGAAAAAAAAAGCACUUUUGUGAGUAUUUGUAGUUAAUUUCAGUGCGCUAUUGUUCAGAAAGAACAUCACGUUCGCGGGGCUGGCAGGACUGUGCUAGUCUUUACUCUUGUUUAUUGUAACUUUGAUUCUAAGCAAUAAAACAUCAGUUUUGUUGGCUCAAAAUUUGAGUGAGUUGUUGACAUAGUUACCCUGUGAUAACUAUGUCAACAACUCACACAUAGUUAUCACAGGGUCUUAUUGAUACAAUGGGGGUUAUAAAAAUAAUCAGCAUGAAAUAGUGAUUCAAGAAAAGAAACAUUGGUUUAGAUUAGCGCAUUAUAAUAGAGCAUUCCUUGAAAUGAGUGCGACUGGGUUUUGAAAUUUUUUGGCUUGUCAAUUCAGUUGGUGUGCGUGUGCAAUUACACGCUGAAAGGGCUGAACAAGGACCACAAAGUGUUCCUAAAUUUAUUUUCUCAUAUUAAUGAUACAGUGGUAUUUUUUAAGUAAGAAGCAAGUAUACUGGUGCCAUGGAAUUAGGGAUUAUUUUUACAUACAGAUCAUUAGCAGGCUGCUAUAGUAUUGAUCUUUAACACGGAUGUCUACACUGGACACAAAGUGAAAAUGCAAAAAUUUUGGCAUUUGACAUUCAUAAAUAGUUCAAUUUAAUCUUUUUUUUUUUUUUUUUUUUGGAUGUUCUUGGGUCUUGUCUUUCCAACCUGUGGCUUUAUUUUCAUUAUCCUUGGGUGUUGGUGCUUCGUUUAAGAAUUACUCUGAAGCAAGUUUACACUUCCUGUCCAAAUUAUUAUUUACCAGAAAAAUGUUCAGAAAGGUUUUUGAAGGAUGCGUUUUUCCUUUUGUGAAAUAUGUAAAGAAUUUGUGUUGCAGUGUACACAGAUGAAUAAACACUGGAAAUUAA
Molecule: messenger RNA, 7064 nt
Organism: Xiphias gladius (swordfish)
Lineage: Eukaryota; Metazoa; Chordata; Actinopteri; Istiophoriformes; Xiphiidae
Gene: aff1
Product: AF4/FMR2 family, member 1
Exons: 19
Coding region: 183-3761 (1192 amino acids)
Biological process (GO): regulation of gene expression
Cellular component (GO): super elongation complex; nucleus
Source: RefSeq, a predicted model, not a curated record